Messenger RNA from Rhizoctonia solani, 2481 nucleotides. RefSeq names its product ATP-dependent DNA helicase PIF1. The transcript is spliced from 13 exons. The record is from RefSeq and is a predicted model, not a curated record. Gene Ontology annotation, molecular function: DNA helicase activity; ATP hydrolysis activity. Bases 1 to 2481 code for a protein of 826 amino acids. Lineage: Eukaryota; Fungi; Basidiomycota; Agaricomycetes; Cantharellales; Ceratobasidiaceae. Gene Ontology annotation, biological process: DNA repair; telomere maintenance.
AUGAGCUCGAAUGUCUGGUGUGCAAUACGAACGCCCGGGCCCCGUGGACUUUCGAAAGUUCUAACAUCGCUCGCCGAAGUUCACGAAGCCCUUGAGCGAUAUCCACAAGGCGAGGCGAAAUGGUGUAAGUCAUUUGGCGAGGCCUGUGCUUGGUUGAGCGAACACCGGUCACCGAAAUCUCAAUCAAAGUGCGCAGAGCGUGACGAGCCAGAGUCUCCCCGCCAAUCACGGAUUCGUGCUACGUUUCCAUAUUCGGUCGGUAGUCCCUCGUCGUCAACCAGUAAGCCUCGCCGUAGACACGGGGAUAACGCAAACUCAAAACAGAUGAGAUCCUCCUCGUCCUCCUCCAUGCGAAUGCCGGGUGGAUUCCCAGCAGCUACAGGCGAUCCGGAGGGACUGGAAUGCAAUUAUGGUGAUACCAACCAGAGCGAACCGCCGGUGGACUUAGAGCUCAAGAGAGAUGAUUUCAACAUUACACCCCCGUCUACGCAAAGCACAACUCUUUCGUGUAGCUCCUCACCGUUAAAGGCACCUAAUUCAGACAAUCUAUCCGACUACUCGUAUCCUUCGCAGGGGUCCCCUAUCGAAGGAAAGUUGGAAUGCGGACGGCCAUUUGCACUCAAUCCCACGACUGCCUCUGAAUUUGGGUCUUCCCAACAGUCCCAGGCCACACACCAAUCUACUCCUCCGAAUGACAAAACCUUCCAGCCAGACCCCCCAUUAGCAGGCUCGGACCUUCAUACCGAGGCGGAAAUCAUAUUAUCUGAGGAACAAAAGCAUGUUUUGGACUUAGUCCUGCAAGGGAAGAGUGUGUUUUUUACCGGCUCGGCCGGAACCGGCAAGUCCGUCCUGUUACAAAACAUUAUCAAGACUCUGCAUGACAGAGAAACGGAAGGGGUCUACGUGACUGCAAGCACCGGGAUAGCUGCGAUUAACAUAAAAGGACAAACCCUCCAUGCUUUUGCAGGAGUUGGACUUGGCAACCAAUCACGCGGUACGCUCAUUUCACGAGCUUCGAAAACCAGAGGUGUGCCCGAACGAUGGAGGGAUGCGAAUAUUUUAAUCAUUGACGAAAUUUCAAUGGUAGCCGCUCAUUGGUUUGAUGACCUUGAAGCAAUUGCCAGAUCAGUUAGAGAAAGCAAGAAACCCUUUGGUGGAAUACAGCUCGUCAUUUGCGGUGACUUCUUUCAGCUCCCCCCAGUCCCCGAUUACAACGAGGCACAAACCGGACGUUAUACCGAUUUCGCGUUUCGAGCUGUUUCUUGGAAGCGAGCGGUUCCAAUAAUGGUCACUUUAAAACAAGUAUUCAGGCAGAAGCAACCCGAACUCAUUAACAUGCUGAACGACAUGCGCGUUGGGAAAUUAUCCGAGAGGACGAAUCGUUUAUUUCGGAGCCUUUCCCGACCGGUAGUCUAUCCUGAUGGUAUUUUACCAACCACAAUUAUGCCUUUACGACGACAGGUCCAACAAUCGAACCAAAUGCAGCUCGAUCAAUUGCCGGAGAACGCAAUUGCCUUUAAUGCCAAUGAUUCAUUCUUCCAAGAUUAUGAAGGCAAUCCCAUUCGACCAGCGUACGGAAAGACGCUACUGGACCGGUUUAUUUCACAUACUAUUGAACUUAAAACUGGGGCACAAGUGAUGUGCGUCAAGAACAUGCGUACUGCGGGUCUGGUGAACGGCUCUAUCGGAAGGAUAAUUGGCUUCAAGACGCCGUGGGAGGUCCGUAGGGGUUGGUCUGCUCGUAUCACAGACGGUGAUCUUUCAGACCCUACUCCGUCAGCUUGCCAGAGCUGUGGCCGACCGCAUACAAGAGUUUCGAGUCAGAAAGAGGCGAAAGCGUCCCAACAGAUAAACCUAGAAGCAUCAACUAGUAAUGCACAGUUGAAUGGACCCAGCAAUUCGACCCCCGAAAGACUAACAGGCAGCCAAUCAAAUUCUGCUCUUUCCUCGGAAGUCAACCUGGAUUACUAUACUCGAAUAGCUAGUGAUCUUGAGCCUGAUCUUGCAAAUCGCGAUAAGCAUCAAUCAGACGUCAAUCACGCGUAUGAAUCAAGCAGAUGGCCACUUGUGCAGUAUACAAAUGGUAUGAGGGUGUUAAUGGGGCCUGUGUCAUUCACACAUGAGGGGCCAGAGGGAGAGGUUCAGGCUAGUCGACUGCAGGUACCAUUGAUACUUGCUUGGGCACUGACAGUCCAUAAAUCUCAAGGCCAAACACUUGAUCGUGUCAAGGUAGAUUUGAAUGGAAUAUUUGAGAAGGGCCAAGCAUAUGUCGCGCUCUCUCGUUGUACUUCUUUGGAAGGCCUGGAAGUGCACAACUUUAUCCCCGAAGUUGUGAUGGCCCAUCCCGCGGUAUUGAACUGGUCUCGCUCCUUGCCCUCCUACCUACCAUCUGGAUCGGCUGUCCCUGACUCCCAUGAAUGCAUGGAUGAACCGGAUUCCGAUGAAGAACGGCUGGCAAUUGAGAUGUAUCAUAAUCUAUGA